Molecule: messenger RNA, 1733 nt
Organism: Phlebotomus papatasi
Lineage: Eukaryota; Metazoa; Arthropoda; Insecta; Diptera; Psychodidae
Exons: 6
Coding region: 634-1584 (316 amino acids)
Source: RefSeq, a predicted model, not a curated record
AUCCAACUCAUGAGCAACACUCCAAAGAUUCCUCCAAUAAGGGCACUCUGGAAGACCAUCAAAAGAUUAUCCACAUUUUUUUUUCCUUCUUAAGAACAUGAAGCCCUAUUUAGGACAAGGAAUCUUUGGAUGGCUGCAGGGGAAGGAGGCGGUGUUGGAGUUGCAGAAAUUGAGUGGUGAUGAAAAAUUCAAUAACGGCAAAUUCCUGUUCAUCUUCAAAAUGGGGGGCAAGGUGUGGAAGAAGAUGGUCAGGUAGAAUUCUUCAAUUGUGCUUCAACCACUCCAAAAGCACUCCGUGGAAUGUUCUCUCCUCGGCCCAAAGCACCCAUAAAGUAAAUGGUGAGAGACUCUCUCUCUCACCAAUGAAGAGCGUGCAGAGAUGACGAGAUCGAGCCGCGAUGGAGUAGGAAAGAAGUGGGUCACAGUAUAUAAAGACAAGUUCAAGGCAACUUCAGUUCCAGAAGUGAAGAUUAACUUGCAGUGAAACGAGAAGAAGAAGAAAUUGCAAAGGAGAAAUUUGUUCAAUCGGAAGAACUAUUUUCUCAUUCACACCCACACCUCUUUCAACUGCUGCUUCGCUCUGAAAAGACAUACAUUUCACCUUUAAAGGGCACACGAACAGACGUCAGAAAAAUGCUCAAGACACAGGUGACAGGAUGGUGCUUCUUUGUGCUACUGGCGGCCAAUUGUGUAUUUGCUCUGCCCAAUCAAUAUAGACCACGAGAAAUUGUUGCGAGUCAGCGCCUUGUGGAGCCACAACGGGUGUCUGCAGCUCGUGUUGAGGAGAUCAACCGAAAGUUCGCAGAGAAGCCAAAUGCCCUGAAGAAGGUGGCUCUCGAUGAUAUUGACGAUGACAUCCAGACCAAUCAGAUUCAAGAGACUGGUCUGGGAUUCUCCUGGACCAAUAUGUUGGGUACAAUGCUGCAGAUGCUAUUUCCAGGCGGUGGAAAUAACAGUCCCACCAAAAGUGAUGACAUUGACAACAAUGUGGGCUUCACACAGUCUCCCUGGACCAAUUUACUAUCCGUCGGUUUGAAGAUCCUAACAGCCAUCCUGGGCGGUGGACAAAACAAUGAUGGCAUCGAUAAGGUCGAUAAUGGUGGUGGUGGAUCUCCAAUGCAGGGAAUCCUGGCGGCUGUUCUCUCAACAAUGUUGGGCGCAAAGGAUCCUGAGCAAGUUAACACGAUGGCCAAGCAGGCUGGUGAGUUCAUCAAUAUUGUCAUGAAUCUCUUGGAUGCCCUCAAGACAUCCUUUUCACAUCGCUCCAUCAGGGCACGUUCGAUUGGCAAGAAGGAUUCCGUGAGUGAUGCUGCUGUUGCUGGACUGUCCAUGCUCAAGAGCUACGUGAAGACAUACAAGAAUUCUGAAGAUAAAUGCAUGCAGAAGUAUCUGUGUGAGGCCAAUUCCGAGUGCAAUGCCGAUAUCGGGGGCACAAGUAUAUUCUGCCAAUUGGGAACAUAUGCCACCAGUUUUGUUCUAGAACGAACCACCAGCACUGCCUUCGAGACUUUCUACGAGGCUGGUCGUCAGGGAAGAUCCGGUGUGGACUGCCGACAGCUCUAUCUUGAAUGCAACGAAGUUUAAUUGAAAAAAAAAACUCUCCGAACACGUGACAAAGUUAUUAAGUAUAAUUUAUAUACAAUUUCCCUUAUGUAAUUUAUUUAUUUAUAUCCUAGGGUAGAGUGAAAUAAAUUGAAUGUGUGUGUGUUUAGCUCUUAUAGAACGAAAAAAAA